This is a messenger RNA of Pollicipes pollicipes, 1943 nucleotides long. Its product is annotated as solute carrier family 35 member C2. The coding region runs from base 299 to 1375 and encodes 358 amino acids. The transcript is spliced from 7 exons. The record is from RefSeq and is a predicted model, not a curated record. Lineage: Eukaryota; Metazoa; Arthropoda; Thecostraca; Pollicipedomorpha; Pollicipedidae.
ACCUUGCUAUCCACGUUCAAGUUGCUGGAUUUAUAUCUUACAUUUGAGAUAAAAGAUCCCCUGAGUUAAAAUAGGAUUUCCUGCCCAAUGUGAUAGUAGAGAAAAGUAAGCAUGCCAGAUUUGAGAUAAAUGGUAUCCAAAGAAGUAUAAACUUCCUCCAUUUCUCCAUGUUUACUGCAUCAGGUUUCCUUGGUGAACUGUAGUCUAUGAGCUGUGGCAACUGUCCUUUUCUUGUCUCAAUCAUGUUUACCGAAGUUUGUAAUGGUUUGACAGACAACUUAAUCACAUCAAACAAUGAAUGGUGAAGAACAUCAUGGAUUUUGAACUUAUGAAGUAUGCAUUCAAGAGCAUUGGUUGUCUUCUGACAUAUUUCUUUUUCUCCAUAUCACUUACAUUUUAUCAGAAAUCUCUUCUGCAGGAGCUGCGCUUUCCGCUCUCGAUCGUACUCGCCCACCUGACCGUCAAGUUUCUCCUGGCGGCCACCGUGCGCAACUAUCUCGAGUGUACCUACAACACGCAGCGCACCACGCUCUCAUGGCGACAGUUCUGGCGCAAGAUGUCGGCGCCGGGCGUGCUGAGCGCGCUGGAUAUUGGCCUCUCGCAGUGGAGCUUUGAGUUCAUCACUGUGACGCUCUACACCAUGACGAAGUCCACGUCCGUCAUCUUUAUUUACGUGUGCGCCCUCUUCCUACGCAUCGAGCAGCUGCAAUGGUCUAUGGCGCUGGUAGUGACGCUCAUCUCAGGAGGCCUGGUGAUUUUCACGUACGAGUCGACCACAUUUCACCUGCUGGGCUUCCUGAUGGCGCUGGCUGCCGCGCUGAGCAGUGGGCUGCGGUGGACGCUGUCACAGAUUCUGAUGCAAAAGAAGGAGCUGGGCCUCUCCAACCCCAUCGACAUGAUCUACCACAUUCAGCCGUGGAUGAUCGUCAGUUUAAUGCCGUUUGCCGUCUUCUUUGAAGGUGCGGCCGUGGCCACGUCGCGCGACCUGUUCCUCUACUCGGAGCCGCACCAGCUGGCCGACUCGGCCGGCCGCGUGCUGCUCGGCUGCGUGCUGGCCUUCAUGAUGGACCUCUCCGAGUUCCUGGCGCUGCGUGUCACCUCCAGCGUCACGCUCUGCGUGGCCAGCGUGUUCAAGGAGGUGUGUACCCUGCUGCUGGCCAUCCUGGUGAACGGCGACGAGCUGAGCGGCCUGAAGGCGGUCGGCCUGGUCACGUGCGUGGGCGGGAUCGCGCUGCACGCCGGCAUCAAGGCGCGCCACCUGGCCACCGCCCGGCCGGUCGACGUCCGGCCGCGCCACCUUGGCACCGAGCUGCCGCUGCUCGGCGAACACGACGACGACGACGACGACGAGGACGUGCUCUUCGAGAACCGAUAGCGACGCGAAGCGCCGGCGGGUCGUGACGUCACGAGUCGCUCUGACGUCACCGGCGGAGGGGUAUCUGUCUCCGCGAACGGCGGAGAGCCAGGGCUCGAGCGCCGCGGCUCAGGGGAGGCGGCGAGCGCUCGGCUCGGGAUCUCAACACCAGCGAGCGCCGCUUUCGCGACAACGCUGGCCGGCUGGAGCUUGCGACGAAGGCGACGGGAUACCGGCGCGGCUCGGAGACAAAGGCGGCGGCGUGGCGCCGCCAGCAACCUGUGAUAACUAGGUCGCCAUCAUUCCUUGGGUGUGAGAUUGUUCCGUGGCGUUUGCGUGUGGGUGCGCGCCUUCCCGCCUUUGGUGUGAUGUGGGAUUCAGGUGUGGUAGUGUGACAUUCAGCGUGGUGGAACGAGCUCCGCCGUCGGCGCCCGGCCCUCGGCGAUCGCGCCGUUUUGGCGCCGGUGUUUUGGACCUGUUGUUAGGGGCUAGCGUUCUCAGGCGAGCUGGUUGCUGUUGGCGACACCCACGUUAUCAGAGUUUAUGUCGUUGGGAGGGUUAAAAUACACCGAUAUGUUUGUUCUCAGCA